Messenger RNA from Hypanus sabinus (Atlantic stingray), 3401 nucleotides. RefSeq names its product ribitol xylosyltransferase 1 (gene rxylt1). The record is from RefSeq and is a predicted model, not a curated record. Gene Ontology annotation, molecular function: ribitol beta-1,4-xylosyltransferase activity. The transcript is spliced from 6 exons. Bases 138 to 1478 code for a protein of 446 amino acids. Lineage: Eukaryota; Metazoa; Chordata; Chondrichthyes; Myliobatiformes; Dasyatidae. Gene Ontology annotation, cellular component: Golgi apparatus. Gene Ontology annotation, biological process: protein O-linked glycosylation via mannose.
CCGGACCGGCAGGCGGCGGUGCGGACGGAGGCGGAGAACCGGACCGGCAGGCGGCGCUGUGAGUCUGCCCGGCAGUGCCGGAGACAUGGAGAGAGUGCUGGGGUGAAGCGUUGCGAACGGCGAGCGAUGGCGGCGUCAUGAGACUGAGGUGGAGGCGGGCGGCGGUCUGCGCGGUUGUCAUUUACUGCCUGUUCUCCAUUUACGCCGCUUACGUCGUCUUCUUACGGCGACCCAGAGAAUCGGGGACACAACGGGCCGCCGCUGGCCGGGAACGCAGGAGGGGCGGUUCACUCAAGUGGCAGAAUGAGCAAGAAGAAAGGGAGUUGCAGCACUCACAACAAGCUGAUGAGUGGAACCCGUGGGAAGAGGAUGAGAAAAUGGAGAACGCUGUACAGAAUGGAGCUCAACUGCAGCGAUUUCAGAAACAAAUUCUACAGAACUCGCCCAGGAAGAAGCUGGUGCAGAUCUGGGGCAAAGCUGCAAUCGGGCUUUACCUUUGGCAGCAUAUUCUUGGUGGCCCACUUAUUCCAAGUGAGGUGACAGCUCACUGGAGAGAGGGGGAACUAAAAGCUGGUGAUAUAUAUUUUAGAUUCUACACUGGACCUGCUGUGGUGCCUGGGCGCAUCUCACUGGAUACGGAGAAUCUUGUGCUUGUGUUGAAUGGUAGAGAAGAGGGGAAGAUCAAGUUUGCCACCCAGUGGUUGCACUAUGUACAAACACUCCACCAGAUGCACAAACUGAAGCACUCAGCUGUAGUCCUGCUUGGCAAUGAGCAGUGUGAUAAUGACUGGAUUGAGCCCUAUCUCAGAAAACACGGAGGGUUUGUCGACUUAAUUUUUCUGGUGUAUGACAGCCCUUGGGUGAAUGAAGUGGAUGUUUACCAGUGGCCAUUAGGAGUGGCAACCUACAGGAACUUCCCCAUUGUGGAUCUCAACAAUCUUAUGUUACAUUCUUCAAGGCCGUACUUGUGUAACUUCCUUGGAACUGUCUACAAAGCCUCUUCCAGGGAAACCUUGUUGGAUGUACUGAAACAGGAGAGACUUGGUGCCAUGUGUCUCAUCUCGGUUAGAGAACAGUGGCAACCACAAGAAACAAGUGACAGUUUAAAAAAGUAUCAAGAUGCCUUGCUACAGAGUGACCUUACAUUGUGCCCGGUGGGAAUCAACACUGAAUGCUACAGAAUUUAUGAGGCCUGUGCUUGUGGCUCUGUUCCAGUUGUUGAAGAUGUUAUGACACCAGGGCAAUGUGGCAACUCGUCAGCACUUCAGAAUGCCCCGCUCCGCCUCCUCAAGUCAAUGGGUGCACCUUUUAUUUUUGUGAAAGACUGGAGAGAGCUACCAGCUAUUUUAGAGAAAGAGAAGGCAAUGACUCUUCAGGAAAAGAAUCAGAGACGGAGAACUAUCAUCGAGUGGUUUAAGCAAUUCAGGACUCAGUUAAGAAAAAAAUUCAUUGAUAUCCUUGAAAACAGGUUCUUUUGACAGUUCACUUCUCCAACACAAGGUAGUUCAAAGCAUGUUCACUGUUGUAAGCUUCAUGUGCAAUCAUUAUUGAGAAUGCUAAUAUGUUUUUGAAGUAUAUUUAUUAAAAAAAAUGUGCCUGAAAUUAAGAGAAUUGCUAUUCUUUGUGAGCAGUGUUUCACUGCUCUUAUUUGAAUGCUGGUUCCAGUGCUCCUAAUUUUUUUUUACAGCUGCAUGGACCAACCAGUGCUCUAAGCAGAAAAUGUUUACAUGGUCUGAAAAAUGCAUGAUACUUUAAAUGUUCUUUUGUAAUAUGCACAUCAAGCAAUUGGUGCCACAUUAACGUAGCAGUUAGUGCAAUGCUAUUACAGCUCAGCAUAUCAGUGUUUGCAGUUCAGUUCCAGAGCCGUCCUCACCGUGAAAUGUGUGGGUUUUUCUGAGGUGCUUCGGUUUCCUCUCACAGUCCAAAGAUAUACCAGGUAGUUUGAUUGGUCAUUGUAAUUUGUCUUGUAAUUAAGUUAGGGUUAAUCAGGUUUGUCAGGGAUUGCUGGGGCAGCGUAACUCAAAAGACCAGAAAGGCCUACUCUGCGCUGUAUUACUAAAAUAAAACAAACACAAACCAUAACUCACAGCACAAGUAAUUGAUGUCACGCAGUCAAAACAACCAACAGGAACAAUGGUAAAAGUAAAAUGGUUUGACUAGAUGGCAUCAGAGGUUUAUUAGCAAUGCGCUACUGAUGUCCAUUCUGUGUUUAUUGUUACAAUUUGUAACAGUGUUGCAACUUGAAACAACAAUGUAAAUACAUUGAAGCUCUGUUUCAAAGUAAAGGCUGUGGUACGUUUAGUAUUCAGAAAAUUUAUGGAUUAUAUUCAUUAACACAAUUACAGGGUAUUUCACAGUUGUAUUAACGUAGAUUUCAAAAUUAUAUUAACAUACAUAAAAGAAAAUUCCAGCUGUGCCUCACAACAAAGGCAAAGUACAUGGGAGCAUUUCAGUUAUUGUGCGGCUGCAAACUCGCACAGCUUAGACGGAACAGUGCCUGUUUUGAGAACCUGUAUCCAAAGGUUGAUGCAAAAAGCUCACCCCUACUGCCUUUCUCCAUUAAGGAAUUGAUCAUUUGGUUACUUCCAGCUUCAAGUUUAUUAGGGUUUUAAUAUGGUGAGAUAAGUGUGGAUUGUAAAUUGGUCCACACAAUAAAAGCAUAACAGAGAGCUUAAACUAACUGCAGUUACCUUUUACUUCCUUGAUCUUACACACCAUCAUUUAGCAAUGAAAAUUCUCUUCGCUGAUUCGUACCCCUAAAGGAGAAGUAACCACAUGAACAUAUUUGAAUUAAGGUUGCUGGCUUGAAAUACCAACUGGAAUAAUUUUUGGUGCCCUGCUUCAUUACUGAGAUGAAGCUAAUAGCAUCUAUUCCCAUGAACUGUUAGUACAUUACAGUCUCUUAUUUUACUCUGAACCUGCUUCUCAAGUGGUUACCAAUAUCCCUGGUGAGUGGUUGGAGAAACAACAGCAGUAGUGGUAGAAUGGGGGACUUCAUCUCACCUUAAACCUGUGUCCUCUGGUCAGUGCAAAUAAAAAGGAGAGGGGAAACAUUUAAAAAGAAGCCUGACUUCCCAUUUCCUUUUCAAAAUUGAUGAAGAGUCUCAGCCUAAGACGUUGACUGUUUAUUCAUUUCCAUAGAUGCUGUCUGACUUGCUGAGUUCCUCCAGCAUUUUGUGUGUGUUGCUCAAGAUUUCUAACAUCUGUAGAAUCUUUUGUUUAAGAAGGGGAGGGUGAUUGGUAUAUGCAACAAGCUGUAAAAGUGGAUACAGCUACUUUUAAACAAAAACACAUAGGAAAGGUAGAGGCAAAUGCGUUUAAGAGAUUUAACAGAUUCAAGAAUGUUUACUGUGAUUUUUCAGUAUACAAGUGUAAAGGAGAACAAAAUGAUUGUUACUUCA